AUGAACGCGGCGCGGCGCGCGGCGUCGCAUACCGUCCGGAGGUCUCGCAACUCGAUAUUCUUCACAUACUCUCGGCGAUGGAACUCGUCAUCGACAGACGCAUUUGACCAGAGGAAAUGGUCCACACCAUUAGCCCGCACAUUGGCCAGUGCGAUGAAGGUCACAGGCCCCGUGCCAAUCGCCGCCUUCAUGCGCCAAGUCUUGACUGCCCCGGAAGACGGAUACUAUACCUCUCGAACCAACGUCUUCGGCAAACACGGUGACUUUGUGACCUCGCCCGAAAUCUCCCAGGUCUUUGGUGAGCUGGUUGGCAUCUGGACUAUUGCGGAGUGGAUGUCCCAGGGCCGGAAGAGGAGUGGUGUGCAGCUUAUGGAGGUUGGACCGGGUAAAGGAACAUUGAUGGAUGAUAUGCUGAGGAUAUUCCGGAACUUCAAAAUGUUUUCUUCAAGUGUUGAGGCAAUUUACCUCGUUGAGGCUAGCGCUACGCUAAGAGAGGUGCAAAAGCGUCUUCUUUGCGGGGAGGAGGCGGCUUUGGAGGAGACUGAUAUUGGGCACCGAAGUACAUGCAAGUAUUUUGAUGUGCCAGUCGUUUGGGUCGAGGAUAUUCGUUUGCUGCCACAUGAGGAAGGAAAGACACCAUUUAUCUUCGCACAUGAGUUCUUCGACGCACUACCAAUUCACGCCUUCGAAUGUGUUCCUCCUUCACCCGAGAACGAAGUGCCAGACCAGCCGAAGGAGAUCAUGACUCCUACGGGACCUCAAAAACUGCACGUCCCGCUUAAGCCCGCCAACACUCCGCAAUGGCGCGAGCUUCUCGUCACCUUGAAUCCCAAGGCCAUCGAUGAGAACAUCGAAGGGGAGCCGGAAUUUCAACUUACAAAGGCCAAUGCCUCGACCCCCUCCUCACUCGUGAUCCCGGAGAUCUCGCAGCGCUACCGCGCAUUGAAGAAUCAGCCUGGCUCGACCAUCGAAGUGAGCCCCGAGAGCCGGAUCUACGCCGCCGAUUUUGCCCGCCGAAUCGGUGGUGAUUCCGCUUCUGCAACGCCUUCAAAGAAAACUCCUUCUACCCCUCCCCCCAAACCUAACAAGACGACACCUUCUGGCGCGGCCUUGAUCAUGGACUACGGGACUAUGUCAACCAUCCCCAUCAACUCCCUGCGCGGUAUCCAAAACCAUAAGAUCGUGCCUGCGCUUUCGGCACCUGGCCAGGUUGACGUCAGUGCAGACGUCGACUUUACCUCGCUGGCUGAAGCGGCCAUUGAGGGUAGUGAUGGUGUUGAGGUUCAUGGACCUGUUGAACAAGGUGAUUUCCUCACGGCAAUGGGCAUUACUGAACGCAUGGAACAACUUAUCCGUGCCGCCAAGGACGAUGAGAGCAAGAAGACCUUGGAGACUGGGUGGAAGCGGCUGGUUGAGAAGGGUGGUGGUUCCAUGGGCCAGAUCUAUAAGGUUUUGGCCAUUGUCCCCGAGAAUGGUGGUAAAAGACGCCCUGUUGGGUUUGGAGGGGGCGUUCAGGUUAACUAG
Messenger RNA from Penicillium cinerascens, 1524 nucleotides. RefSeq lists its product as uncharacterized. Bases 1 to 1524 code for a protein of 507 amino acids. Gene Ontology annotation, cellular component: mitochondrion. NCBI's taxonomy places the organism in Eukaryota, Fungi, Ascomycota, Eurotiomycetes, Eurotiales, Aspergillaceae. Gene Ontology annotation, molecular function: protein-arginine omega-N symmetric methyltransferase activity. The transcript is spliced from 4 exons. The record is from RefSeq and is a predicted model, not a curated record. Gene Ontology annotation, biological process: mitochondrial respiratory chain complex I assembly.